AUGUCGACUGAACAUCCUCAAAAACAAGAGAUCGAUUGGGAAGAGAAAUGGCAGCAAGGCAACACACUAUGGGAUCAUGGUGAAUCUAGCCCUGCCCUUACUGCUCUAUUUAAGAACGAAGAAACAAAGAAAUUAAUUCCUGAAAGUGGUCUAGGUCUCGUUCCUGGAUGCGGUUCGGGCUAUGAUGUUGUAUUUUUGGCAACCAAAGAUAGACAUGUCACAGGCUUGGAUUUUAGUCAAACUUGUGUUAAGAAGUUACAUGAGGCACAUCCGAACGCUGCAGAAAAGAAUUACGAUUUUCGAUGCGCCGACUUUUUCAAUUUUGAGAUUCCUGUAGAAAAGUACAGCUUGGCAUAUGACUACACCUUUUUGUGCGCCUUGGAACCUUAUCUGCGCCCUGCAUGGGCAAGGAGAUACAGCGAAAUAAUUGCCAAAGAUGGUAUCCUGAUUACUCUAAUGUUUCCUAUUGACGAUCAUGAAGGUGGACCUCCUUUUGCUGUGAAUGAGCAAUUGUAUAGGGAUCUCCUAUCUGACCAUUUUGAACUCUUAUACAUAAAAGAUGCAGUUGGACAUGCUUCUCGUCUUGGUAAAGAAAAGAUAGCUAUCUGGAAGAAGCUAUAG
Molecule: messenger RNA, 621 nt
Organism: Mycotypha africana
Lineage: Eukaryota; Fungi; Mucoromycota; Mucoromycetes; Mucorales; Mycotyphaceae
Product: S-adenosyl-L-methionine-dependent methyltransferase
Exons: 6
Coding region: 1-621 (206 amino acids)
Molecular function (GO): S-adenosylmethionine-dependent methyltransferase activity
Source: RefSeq, a predicted model, not a curated record